Molecule: messenger RNA, 156 nt
Organism: Chondrus crispus (carragheen)
Lineage: Eukaryota; Rhodophyta; Florideophyceae; Gigartinales; Gigartinaceae
Exons: 1
Coding region: 1-156 (51 amino acids)
Source: RefSeq, a predicted model, not a curated record
AUGCGAAGCGGGAACCGUCAUAGAUCAGCGCGAUUAUACAGAAAUAGUGGUAGAUCAUACAAAAUUCUCCUGAUCAUAAUUUUGUGUCUUGUCGAUCUUGAAGCACUUUUUUGUGUCAACCUCUGCCGAAUGCCUUUCGCUUUUAUCCUCUGCUGA